CCCGAACGCGACGUCCAUCGGUAACGAUGGAUCUUCCCAAUUUGAUUUGAAGUUUUCAUCACUCGAACACACGUCACGCGUUUUGCGCAUUGUGAAAAGAGAACUCGGUGUGUCUUCAGUGCGAUCGCUCAACCUGCACGUACUACUAUGUCAUGAAGGCGCGAAACCAAUUAAUUAAGAUAAUUAUCGAGAAUAUGUAUUUAUAGUAAUUAGUUAAGAGAAAGUGUGCUCGCGUUUGUGCGAAAGUUUAUACUAAGUCAAGAAUCCUGUUUAAAGGGUGGAUUAUUGUAAUUGUAUGCAAAAUGCUGGGCAGCGAGGAGGAAUUGGAGCCGCAAACACACUCGGGAAUGACGAAAGCGGAACUGAGAAGGAGUAACAAACCGAUCAUGGAAAAACGACGGCGAGCUCGAAUUAAUCAGUAUCUCGAUGAGCUGAAAAAUUUCAUACUCGUAAAUGAAAAAGACCCGACUAGACACUCAAAACUCGAGAAGGCUGAUAUUCUGGAAAUGACGGUGAAACAUAUACAAACGAUGCAACGACAGCAUUUGAGCACGGCUGUCGCUAACGAUCCGGCGGUGCUAACGAAAUUCCGUUCCGGAUUUUCCGAAUGUGCUACCGAAGUAUCGCGAUAUGUCAACCGCCUCGAGAACGUCGAUCCUGCCAUCAAGCAACGAUUGGUAUCACACUUGAACAACUGCGUGAGUCAUCUUCAGCAAAUGGCGCCGUUCUACAAUCACUACGUGCCCUACAUGCCGGAACGCCUCUAUCCGGAGGUAAAGGUCGGUUUCCAGAGCGAUUUCCAGAAUGGAGAUGAGAAUAACAACGGUAGCGCGAGAAUACAGAUACCGCAUGGAGUUCAAUUAAUCCCCAGUCGACUGCCGACCGGCGAAUUGGCACUCUUGGUGCCGCAAUCCGCCGGUAUCUCUGCGAAUUUCCCCUUCUUUCCGCCGACCACGGAUACAUCUACCAGGAUCGGUCAAUCUUCGGCUUUCACCGCGAUUCAGAGACCGCACAGCCCGCUGCUGAGUCCCUCGACUUCCACGUCCAGCUACGGCGACGAAAGUCAUCACUCGGAACAUCCGCAUGCAUCGUCACCCAAUCAUCAUCAGCCGCAACAUCGAUUCAAGUUACCGGAGCAGAGCCCUGCGUCGUCAAAGAGCUUCUCGUCCUCACCGGAGACCCAGAAAUCCCACAUUAGCUCGAGCAGCGAGCGAAAGUCGCCGACCACAACAUUUCUGGAACCGAAGUUCAAGGACGAUAAUGUCGCGACUAAAAAAGAUUCCGCAGAGAGUACGGAAAGUACCAGUCAUAUUAGCGGCUUUGCAGUGCACAGCUUGCGACAACCCCUUUCCGUGAUUACAGACAAGACUUACAAUCGCGCUCCGAAUAGCUCGUUGCUCGUGAAAGACAGUCUCAGGAGACGGUCUCAUUCCAACGGGCUUUUGGCGAUUUCAGAUAAGAGACCGAGAUAUCAGGAACCCACUAGUUCGUCCUCCUCGACAAAUAAUGUCGACUCGCUUAAAAGCACAAAUGAACAUUCGGUUACGACCGAGGAUUUGCCGGCAAGUCAAAAUUAUCAGACUCCACGAAACUCAAAUACAAGUUCCAAUAAGUUUUCAAUGAGCCCGGCAGGUCCUUUCGAUUCUAAUAACGACAUGUGGAGACCUUGGUAAUUACUGUUCCAAAAAAUUUGAAGAUAUAUUUUGAAAAAUGGAAAACUGUACGCAACGUUUCUACAUUGUGGUUAAUAUU
Molecule: messenger RNA, 1752 nt
Organism: Pseudomyrmex gracilis
Lineage: Eukaryota; Metazoa; Arthropoda; Insecta; Hymenoptera; Formicidae
Gene: dpn
Product: transcription factor HES-1-B-like
Exons: 3
Coding region: 303-1673 (456 amino acids)
Biological process (GO): regulation of neurogenesis; regulation of transcription by RNA polymerase II; anterior/posterior pattern specification
Cellular component (GO): nucleus
Molecular function (GO): DNA-binding transcription factor activity, RNA polymerase II-specific; RNA polymerase II cis-regulatory region sequence-specific DNA binding; protein dimerization activity
Source: RefSeq, a predicted model, not a curated record